Messenger RNA from Peromyscus californicus insignis, 594 nucleotides. Its product is annotated as CD209 antigen-like protein C. The transcript is spliced from 5 exons. Bases 1 to 594 code for a protein of 197 amino acids. Lineage: Eukaryota; Metazoa; Chordata; Mammalia; Rodentia; Cricetidae. The record is from RefSeq and is a predicted model, not a curated record.
AUGAUACUGCAGCUCAUCUCCCUGGUGCUCUUGGCCGCUCUCCUCGUGGCUGUCCUUGUCAAAGGCUCUGAUGUUCCUACCUCCCAGGAGCAGGAGCAGGAGCAGGAGCAGGAGCAGGAGCAGGAGCAGGAGCAGGAGCAGGUAAAGCAACGCAUCCACCAGGAACUGGACCAACUGAAGGCUGGACUAGACCGCCUGUGCCGCCCCUGCCCCUGGGACUGGACUCUCUUCCAAGGAAACUGUUACUUCUUCUCCAAGUUCCAACAGAACUGGAAGGAAUCUGUCACCGCCUGCCAGGAAGGGGGGGCCCAACUUGUUGUCAUCAAGAGUCAUGAGGAGCAGAGCUUCCUGCAGCAGACCUCUAAGAAGAUAGGCAAUGCCUGGAUGGGGCUGUCGGACAUAAAACAGGAAGGGAAAUGGAUGUGGUUGGAUGGUUCACCACUGAAAUGGAGCCAAUAUUGGUCUCGAGGGGAGCCCAACAACGUUUACGAUGAAGACUGUGCAGACUUUUCAGAAAAUGGAUGGAAUGAUAACUCAUGUUCCUUAGAGAAAUUCUGGAUCUGCAAGAAGCCUGCAUCUCCCUGCUCUAGGUGA